Messenger RNA from Drosophila elegans, 1760 nucleotides. RefSeq lists its product as uncharacterized. Gene Ontology annotation, molecular function: protein binding. The record is from RefSeq and is a predicted model, not a curated record. The coding region runs from base 72 to 1553 and encodes 493 amino acids. Lineage: Eukaryota; Metazoa; Arthropoda; Insecta; Diptera; Drosophilidae. The transcript has 2 exons.
GUAUGCGCUGGUCACACUAGCGCCCAGAAAGUUUUUGUUUUCGCACCAGAUUCUCGGAGUAGUGGAUUAAAAUGACUAGCUGCGUGCCAGCGCAGCAGCAAAAGGACCAGGAGCAGUUGGUGAGGGAACUGGCCGAGAGCAGCGGUGACGACAUGGACGACCCGGACGAUCCAGACCAGGACAAACUGCAGCUGGCUGAGCUUCCGACGUUCUCUUUUUCGAAUAGCAACACCUGCUGGGUGUGCAACGGCUACUACGGUCCCAACUUCGGGGAGCCCUUGUGCGGCGCCUGCCAUGCCUUCCUCUACAACGCCCAGCGAGCCGAGGAGCUCCUUACAGAGCUGUCCGACGACGAGGACUCCGGGAACGACGAGCCCCCGUUCAAGGACAAGCAGGAGGACGAGGAGACCGAGAACGAUGUGGACAUCAUGGGCUUCGAGGAUCUGGAGGACCCUGAACCGCCGGCCAUCGCACAGAACGCCAUAGCGCAGCCAGCAAUGGAACCGCAGGAUCAGCAGCCAGACCAGCCUGUCCCAGAUCCUCCCCAGCAGGCAGCCGAAGUGGCGGAUUCUCCGGAGCGUGACUUCGAGCACGAGCGUGCUGUCAAUCCUUUUCUGCUGCCCAUCAAACGACCCCGGGCCAUGGCUCCCUUGGCUCUGCCCCACUACAUGCACGAAUUGGCCGAUGGACGGGCGCGAGUCCAUGAAUACAACGGCGCCGGCGGAAGCGGUGCAAGUGGCAGCAGCAGCAGCAGCAGAAACAUCGUGAACAUGAUACCCGUCGAGGUGAUGCUGAAGAUAUUCGCCUAUCUGGACGACAUGUCGCUAUGGAUGGCCAGCGAGGUGUGCAAGCAAUGGCACGACAUCGUCGGGAAGAACACGGCCCAGAGCAUGUGGAAGGCGUACAUCAAGCAGCGCUGGCCGCUGUUCGAAAGUUUGGCGGACAAUCCCAACUGGUACCGGCUGUACGGGGAGCUGAUGUCGUCCUGCUUCUGCCGCACCUGCCUGAUCGAGAUGGGCGGACGGGGUGAGGAGGCGGGGCAGCAGGCCGAUCAACAACUUGGCGACCGGGAGCCGGGCAACGCGAUGCGCAAUAACUUUCUGCGCGGCGAGGCCAAUCUGCUGAACAGCUACGAUUCGGAGGGCAUUUCGGCCAUACCGCUGGAUCGACAGAACAACUACUGGCAGGCCACGAUCCUGGGGCCACCGGGCAGUCCCUACGAGGGCGGCAAGUUCUUCCUGUUUAUAUACUUUCCGGAGCGCUAUCCGAUGACGCCGCCCACGGUUCGUUUCCUUACCAAGAUCCUGCACCCGAAUGUGUCGAGGCACGGCGACGUGGGCAUCGACAUCUUCCAGCAGCACAACUGGUCGCUGGCGCUGAACGUGGCCAAGGUGCUGCUGUCGGUGCAGAGCCUCCUGACCGAUCCCUACACCGAGGUCUGCAUGGAGCCCGAAUUGGGGUACAUCUACGAGCACGAGAGGGAUAGAUUCGAACAGCUAGUGCGCUCUUGGACCUGGAAGUACGCCAUGUUCGAGCUGUUUGCCGCGCACUAGGAGAUCGAUCGAAAGUUCGCCGAGGACACUGGACUGAAAGUUGGAAACUACCCCUCUUUACGUUUUAACUACAUAUGUCGUGUGUAUUUAGCUUAGUUGUGUGCCAUCCGGAUUGUUUAUUUGGCCUCUCUCUCACUUUCCCCGCGCCCACAGGUCACAACAUAGUCGAAAUUACUUAACCUAAUAAUAAAUGUAUGCUUUAAGUUA